Lycium ferocissimum is the source of this 1969-nucleotide messenger RNA. RefSeq lists its product as uncharacterized. The transcript has 5 exons. Lineage: Eukaryota; Viridiplantae; Streptophyta; Magnoliopsida; Solanales; Solanaceae. The record is from RefSeq and is a predicted model, not a curated record. The coding region runs from base 410 to 1882 and encodes 490 amino acids.
UUUAAUUUCCCAACUCCUCCAUAUUUGACCUCUUUAGUCCACCUAGAUCUUAACUUCCAUUUCCGUCUUCCUUUCUUGCUAUUAUUCUCCUCUCUGCCACAAUCUUGAUCCUAAAUUUCUCCAAAGACAACUUGAACUACCAUUCCCCCCCCCCCCCCCCCCCCCCCCACCCCAACAAAUCCCCUUUUUUUCCCCUCAAGAAAUGAAGUGAUGAUCUAGGUUUUCAAUUAAAAAAAACCAUCUUAGAUCUCUCCAUUCCCUUGUUCUCCUCCUUCCUUUCUUUAUUAUUUUCUUCCCUAAACUUCUCCAAGAAAACCUCAACUUUUUAUUUAUUCAUCAAAAGCCAUUUUUGAUCUAUUAAGCUUUCACAAUAAAAGCACAACUAUAAUAUUCUCUCAAAACAAAAGAAAUGCCCAUGGAACGUUCAAAUUCAUCAGGAAGCACAAACUCUUCAUUCUCAACAACAUCAAGAGCAAACUCUUCAUCAUCGUCAGUUGUAUCCAUACAAUGCUUAAAAGGAAGUUCAAAAGCCGAUGAAUGGACCGGAGACAUGUUAAUAACGGGCGAUAUCGUGGAAGAGCUUCGAAUAGGAAACAUGAUUCUCCGAUCACCCUUCAAGAAUGGGAAAAAUGGUAUUCAAAAGAUCAUGCAUAAUUCUUACAAGGCUAAGGAAACUUCUAUUUCGGUUCGUGUUAGACGUGGAUCUGAUGAUGAAUUGUUCACCGAGUUACAGGCAUGUAUCGUUCCAAAUGAAUUUGCCGGAAGAAAACAGUAUAUGCUUAGAGCUAUUGAUGAUCCCAACUAUGCCGUUGGUUUUGUUGAUCGAACAGAGAUGGAGUGUUUGGAAUUGCAAGGUUCAAGGAAGUCAAGAAUGGUGGGAGCACUGACAAGGACUCCACUUCAAGAAGGAUAUGUUAGCUAUCCGUGGGAGAAAAGAAUGAAUGAGUUUCUAGCAGUUCAAAAUUCAAGUAGCUUUUACUCACUGCUUCUCUUGCCAAAAGCCUCAGACAAAGUUUCAAUUCAUUAUAAUGAUUUAGAAGACACACUUUCCAGAGCAAAUGCUUGGCUCAUUGCUUCUCAGGCCUCUGGUGUUCCCAUUGUCUUCAUGAAUAUCCAGACGGAGUCUCUACUUACCAAGAUAUCAGGGGAGACAGCUUCGUGCACCGUAAGUGCUGGAUCACUUUCUGAUUUAUCAAACCUUGCAAAUGCAAGUUUGUAUGGUUUUGAAGAUUACCAUGGAGUGGAUAUUGGUGUUGUCCGAGCAGUUCGUCUUUGGUUUUCCCCACUUGGAGGAGAGAUUCCUAUUGAGAUCAAAAUCAAAGAAAAUGAUGUCAAACUUGGAUUUGCCAUCAGCAGAACUGAAGAGGGGUUUAUUCACAUAUCAUCAGUAAUUGAAGGUGAUGAGGAUGCACCUUCCUCAAGAUCAGGCCUUAGCAAUCUAUACAAGGAAGCAAUCAAAGAGUGCAAACUUUUAGUUGUAUCAAGAAUAUCCAACCAAAAGAUUCUUCCAUGGAUCGUUUCUCCGACAGGGGCGGUCAGGUGCUUUGACACCGUCUCUCUCAGCCAAAAAUUGUCUUUGCAUCGCCAUGCAAAGGUUCCAAUUGUCAUGCACGUGUUUCUUUGGGACCAUUCUGUCCCCGUGCCAAAUGGUGGUAGCAUUAAUCGGUCGAGGACUAUUUCCCCGACCAUGCUACCACCGUUGCCACCUGAAGUUCGGUUGGCACGCCAACCGAAUGAUAAUCAGGUGAUGCCAUUGCCUCCAGAAGUUGAAGAUGAGAGAGGAAGUCACAGUGAUGAAUCAGAACUAAGGCUUGAUAGGGACACUGCUGGGGAAUUUUCUUUUCGCUUCCAUGAUUUUUCUCUACCAAAUAAUUGGGUGUAAUUAUUUUCUUUUGACUUUGUUUGAUGUGUACAUAAAGAUGACAAGUUUUGUAACUAAUUGUGAUCUGUUUAAGGGGCAUUUGUAGCA